Molecule: messenger RNA, 1304 nt
Organism: Orbicella faveolata
Lineage: Eukaryota; Metazoa; Cnidaria; Anthozoa; Scleractinia; Merulinidae
Cellular component (GO): membrane
Source: RefSeq, a predicted model, not a curated record
UACACUGAACACAAGUAGGAGUUGCGCUCACAAGAUAACACUUCUCCUGCUUGCGAACAAGUCAAUCCACGGUCAUGGAAGUUUAUAGGAGUCUACGGGUUUUGCUUGCAGUUGUCCUCUUUACAGUGAGCAGCCACGGAACAGUCGAAAUAGAAAAUCGAGUUCGUCUGAUAACUCCAGCAGACGACAUUGGAGGCGGUCGAGUGGAAGUGUACCACAACGGUGAGUGGGGAACAAUUUGUGAUGAAAAUUGGGGCCAAGAGGCUGCUGAAGUGGUGUGCAAGGAGCUUGGCUACAGCAGUGCCAUUUUCGAGGUCAAAAAGGCACACUUUGGAGAGGGCACUGGUCCGAUUCAUCUGUCCAAUGUGACCUGCGAUGGUUCAGAGCACUCCAUCCUUGAAUGUAAACAUAACGGCUGGGGUGUAACUGGUAGCUGCGCCCACAAAGACGACGCCGGGGUCAGGUGUAUCAAGGCAGAUAUUCCUGAGCUUGAAUAUCUGGGCUGCUGGAUUGAUAAUCCAAUAAAAGAGAGGAUCUUGCCAGAUUUUUAUUCAAACCGCCGGGGGAAAGAUCUCGACUGGCACAAUCUCGGUGAAACCGUUUUGAAGUGUGGCUAUGAUGCUGUUAACAGUGGCAAGGACUACAACUUAUUCGCCGUGCAAUUUUUUGGCGAGUGUUUUUCAGCGGAAGGCAAUCCUGACUACAAGAAAAUGAGGGCCGCUCCAAAUGCGUGUGUAUUUGGCGUUGGCGAGAAGUCACACAAUGCCGUGUAUGGAUUUGGAAACUAUUCUAAUCUGGGAUGCUGGAAUGACAAACCCGGCAGAAAAAGGCGAACCAUGACUCUUCUAAAGAACUUUCGCGGUACCGGUUUCAUUGACUGGUUUGACAUGAGCAAAAUGGUAAAAGCGUGUUACAAGGAAGCUAAGGAUGCCGGGAAGACCUUCUUUGCGGUGCAGUUCUAUGGGGAGUGCUGGGCUUCGGAUGAUGAGAAAUUUAGAGAUUACGGCCAAGCUACAAACUGCUACAAUGGAGUUGGUACUCAAUGGUCUAACUACGUAUACAAGAUACGUGUGUAAGGCGUUCAGGCAUGCGUCAUGGCGAUUCCAUUGAAAACAGUUCACGAUGAUGAUCAAUAUCUUUGUUUGAUUAUUGCUUUUGUUGGCAAACACUAAUAAAUUAUAAGUCAGGUGAAAAUUAAAGUAUUGCAAUGAUAAAGUUUCACGGAAACAUGUGCAACUUAUCAACCUAAAAUUCAUGGCUGUAAAUUAAUGAAAAAGGAAUAAAAGUUUGAAUCAUUCGCAUGA